CUCAUACCAGCGCUGUUGUGGCUGAAUAGCGACACCUGCCGUUCAGGAGAAUACUGCAGGGAGUACUCGCGCCCUCAGCUCUGGUAUAAAUGGUACCGACGUCACUGUUUGCGGCCAGUGUAAACGGGUCCAUUACAUUACAGUCUCCGGCAGCAGAGCAGCCCGCCUCCUCUGGAUUGUGGACCAAUGGCUCCGACGCCUCUACAUCUCGUCUGCCUCUCAACCCGCGUUCAGCCCCUCGCAUGACGUAACGCCCAAUCUGAAAGUGCAAUGGCGAUAUUGGACAAUAACAGCCAUCGCGCUUGGGGUCCACAUCUAUAUUAUGUGGCUAAGGUUCAAGAAAACACCUCCAGCCGGCUGCAAAACCACAUAUAAUAUCGGCACAGAGCGCGAGCGUCAACCUGCGACCAGGAAAGGUGAUCUCCCAGCCUCUGCACGCGAUGACAGCUUAGAAUAAAUCGCUGGUGUGACGUGUGAACAGACACCAUGGCCACACAGGAACCGUCCCCCCCUUCGUCCAUGGAGAGCAAUAAGCCCGGCUUCCCCAAGAAGAUCCUGGGCAACAAGCUGGAGGACAAACACCUGUGCAACUGCUGCCACAAUAUCCUCAGACGGCCUUUCCAAGCCCAGUGUGGACAUCGCUUCUGUUCCUACUGCUUUAACAGGACUGUGAGUAAUGGACCUCAGAAAUGCAAUGCUUGCAUCAAAGAGGAUAUUUUUGAGGACCCUACCUCGAUUUUAAAACAAGGAUGCGCUUUUCCAGACAAUGCGGUUCGAAGGGAAGUUGAAAAUCUGCCAGCUGUUUGUAUCAAUGAAAGCUGCACUUGGAAAGGAAGCAUAAAGGAGUACGAGAUGAACCACGAGGGGAAAUGCGAGUUCAUGAUCAUCCCCUGCCCUUCCUGCAAAGAACGAAUCCGCUUCAAUGAACAGGAGCGCCAUAAUGAGCGAGAGUGCCCUGAGAGGACGCUCAACUGCAAGUACUGCAAGGAGCCGUUCCACUUUAAGAAUAUCAAGGUUGGAAAUGAUUUAUUUAGACCAAAGAUGCUCGUCGGGGCCUGUGCGGCAGAUCAGAGCAGCCAUUUGUGUGGCAUUAAAAGAAACGUUGCUGCCUUUUCGUUUUUUUUUUUUCAGGCGCAUGAUGAGAUCUGCCCCAAGUACCCGAUGAUCUGUGAAGGCUGUGCCAAGAAGAAAAUACCCAGAGAAAAGUAUGUGGACCAUAUCAAAUUCUGCAGCAAAUUCAGAACUCCAUGUCGAUUUCAUGUGGUGGGAUGCGAUAUGUCUGUGGAGAAGGAAAAGAUUCAUGACCAUGAGCGCGCAUAUGCCUAUGAGCACCUCAAUCUUCUGCUGCAUUAUAUUAUGGGCAUGAAAGUUAGCAUGGAGGGCCUACAGCCCCAGGGACUGGAAGUAGCCGGACACAAACUGGUGGAACUCCAACAAUCCCUCAAGGAACUCGAGGCCAGAGUCUCCCAGCUCAGCACCACCUCCUCUGGGCCUCCCGUGCAGGGAGCCGCCGCCGCCGCAUCCUCAUCAUCUUCCAGCUCUGGACCUCCUGGUCCACCCGCUUCAGUUCCUCUACCUCCACCUCCCACUCUGCCUCCCACUCUCUCUGUGUCUACAUCCUUCACGCCUCUGCCCAGCUCGGUGGGCGCAGCACUUGAGCUCCAGCUUCACAGCGAGAAAACCAAGGUGGCCGAGCUCGGCCGCAGGUGCACGGAACUGGAAGUCAAAGCUGGCACGUUUGAAAAUGUGGUGUGUGUCCUGAACAGAGAGGUGGAGAGGUUCGCCACCACCAUGGAAGCCAGCAACCGUCAGCAUAAACUGGACCAGGAUAAGAUCGAGGCUCUGAGCAAUAAGGUGCGACAGCUGGAGCGGACUGUGGGGCUGAAGGACCUGACGGUCGCAGAGAUGGAGGGACGGCUGAGAGAAAUGUCCGCCACCACAUUUGACGGCGUCUUUAUCUGGAGGAUCUCAGAUUUUGCCAAAAAGAGACAAGAUGCCAUCGCAGGCCGAGCCCCCGCCAUGUUCUCGCCAGCCUUCUAUACCAGCAAGUAUGGCUAUAAGAUGUGCCUACGGAUCUAUCUGAAUGGAGAUGGGACAGGGCGUGGCAGCCACUUGUCCUUGUUCUUUGUGGUGAUGAGGGGGCUGAGUGAUGCCCUGCUUAAAUGGCCCUUCAACCAGAAGGUUACGCUGAUGCUGCUGGACCAGAGCAACAGAGAGCACAUCAUCGACGCCUUUCGACCUGAUGUCACUUCCUCCUCCUUCCAGAGACCCGUGAGCGAGAUGAACAUCGCCAGCGGCUGUCCACUCUUCUGCCCGCUCUCUAAGCUCGAUGGCAAGAACACUUACAUUCGUGACGACACCAUCUUCAUCAAGGCGAUUGUGGACCUCACCGGCCUCUAGACGACCUCCACGGGGUGUUACAGUUUGGCAACCAGGCAGCUCUUUGACCAUUAAAGGCUUCAUUUUGGCUCAGUCGCGGUCCCUUUCAGGGCUCCGUUCGGGCACCUUGCUGUCCCCCGCAGCUUUGGGGAGACAGACAUGCUUGCGACAGUCUGCUGCAUGUAGCUGCUCAGACCAGACGAUGCAGGCAUUCUUAUACCUUGGUGGUCUCUGUGUGAGAACCCUCCCCUCCGUCAUUGCUGUACAUUUGGGUGCAAAACUUACUUUCCCGACAUCACAGCAUCACCAUCCACGGUGAUAAAGUGCCGUUUCAGUUCUGCACACGAGUUUUCAGUUAGAGGAAGCAGGCAGCAGUGUGACGUAGUCAGAGCGGUGUUGAGCAGAAGCAGAGGGGAGUGAAAAGGUAGAACUGCGUCUUUGUUUUUCGUCCCCUGCUUUCGAAGGCUGGGGGAUGUUGCAGAACAUGCAGAGUGUGUUAGAGCAGGGCUGUAGAUGUGUUUUAUGUGAUCACUCUGGUAAAGCUGGCAGUAGAAUUAUAAUAGAGUUAGAGCGUGGCUUGAUGCAGAUUUUGCUUCCUUUUAAAGAUUGUGGAUAUUGUGAGCUUCUCAGUUCCAGUGUGGAGUAAAUUUGCAUAGACAAACGUGGAGUUAUGUUAUGAAUAAGAUUACAGGCAUUUCUUUUUAUUUCUUCAUUUCUUUUAAACAAAAUGCAUGCUGCUGGAGUUUUAAGUAUAAAGUAUAAAAAUGCUCUUUUUUUUGGAAGGGGGGGGGGUUGUUUUGGGGGUUUUUUCAACUGAGCUUCACAAAGUUUCAUCAUUUGAUAUUAAACUUGUUAGUGAUUUAUCCAUCUGUGAUGGUGGACAUUGCCUGCAUGUCUAUGAAGCCAGGCUAUUUACAUGUAAAGUCAGUGUUGCGUAUUUGUUCCUAAUAAGGGGGUCGGUGGUUCUGAUUGGUGGUUUGGUACAUCUGUGGAAGAUACAGUGGAGUUACCAAGGAGUCAGGGCAGCUUGCCAGUCAAGCCUGAGGCGUAAAACUUACAUGUGGUUUUGUCUCUGACAAACAUACAUCGCUGGAGUUUUUCCCAAGGAUAUGCUCACUAGCUCACAUCUCAACACAUAGUACCGUGCCCCACCACAGACUGAGGUCAACGCAGAUUCCACGAAAUGAAGGAAUAGUAUGUUCCUUGUUUUCUGUCCAUACAGUAUACAGUGCGUAUGUGUUUCUGCUGCUAUAUGAUAGAAUACUCAUGUGAAUGUCGGUGCAAAUAUAAAUGAGCUACGUGUGUGGAGGUAGAGAGGAUGGAAACAAGAGAUUGUAUUGUUGUCGGUCUCAGGCCAAUGUUGACUUUAUUUAUUGCAGAUCGAUGUUCAGCGCAGCCCCCGAAUUUUUCGUUUUCCCUUUCCGUGCUCUUUCACCAAUUUUCACCACAGCACCACACAUCGAACAAAAACUCUGGUUAAACUGAGAUGUACUUUUUCCGCGUGCCGUCACUUUGGCACGCAUCCUGAGGUUUUAAGGUUCACGCUGGCCUGUUUGGAAACCAGUCUCGACCUGUAUUGAAACCUCUCUGUGCAUGGGAGGCUUCGAUUCAUAUUCACUAUGGAGUUUCACAGCGGCUUUCCUCGUGGGCCACGUGUGAACGCAUUUAUUUGUAUUCGUUUGGAUGAAAAUACGUAGAAUAGUUAUUAUGUUAUAUCUGGCGCCGCUUCCGUUCAACAGAAGCAGCUGCCUAUAUUCAUAGCAAUGUAUAAAUAUGUAUCUUUCAUAUCAUAAUGUUGAAAUAAUCUAUAUAUCAAUGUUAAUAUACACAAGAGGUUAUAAUAAACAUAGUAUUACUGAAUACCUUAUUAAUUCUAUAUCUAUAUACCAACUUUUUGUUUGAUGGUUUGAACAGGCCAGGACAACCCCUUUGUGACUUGUGAUUCUUUCUAGAGUGCAAUAUAUGAUCAUGUCUGUUAGGGUUUACAGAGGUCACGCUCGACUCAUUUGUUUACAUUACCCAUUCUGGCGCCGAAGAACCGCAACCCAAUUCUCCGAGGAAAUAUGGUGCUUUCCUUGUCAUAAAUCAUAUGCUAUUUUAUCAGUAACAUGAAAAUCACAAGUCAGUAGCUAUCCGUGCAGCUUACUGGCUCUGUGGGCUUUUAGAAGAUCAUUUUAAUGUUAAGGAAUUCUUGUUCCAUACAGUGAGUGAGUUUAUACUCUUAUCUUAGGAACCUUUCAGUGAAGACUGAGCUUGUAAUAAAAUAGGAUUACAUGGACUUUUUAAAGUGUUCUCGUAAUGUGCCAAACUCAAAUAUUACCUCCAUGUAUGAACACUGUUGUACUGCAAGUUGAAUUUUAUGUUCUAUGCUAAAAUAUGGUGCCAAAUAUGUUUCUAUUUAAUUUUCUAUGAAGAUGCGUGUGUGAGAUUUUAAUAUGAGGCGUCAUUACUUCUGUAAGCACCAGAGGAGCUGAUUAAUACUGUCCCAUUUAAACUGUCCUCAGAUGAGGUUUCUGAAUGUAAGCUUUAAUUAAGUUGGUUUUCCUUUUCAAAAAACACAACAGCCGUUCUGUCUUGUGAUGCAGUUGACUUGAACCAACUUUUUUUGUGCACUUUCUAUCCUUUGUUUGUCCAGACAGGGUAUUUUGUUGAGCGAUUUAUGUACCUUGAAAUCAGAGCCAUAUGUAUUCUGAUGUUGAUAAUUGAUGUAUUAUGCUGAAAAAAGGACAUGCAGUAUGUAAUAAAGUGUGGUGGUUUCA
Oreochromis niloticus (Nile tilapia) is the source of this 5138-nucleotide messenger RNA. RefSeq names its product TNF receptor-associated factor 2. Bases 487 to 2400 code for a protein of 637 amino acids. Lineage: Eukaryota; Metazoa; Chordata; Actinopteri; Cichliformes; Cichlidae. Gene Ontology annotation, cellular component: plasma membrane signaling receptor complex; cytoplasmic side of plasma membrane; cytosol. Gene Ontology annotation, biological process: tumor necrosis factor-mediated signaling pathway; positive regulation of canonical NF-kappaB signal transduction; regulation of apoptotic process. The record is from RefSeq and is a predicted model, not a curated record. The transcript is spliced from 10 exons. Gene Ontology annotation, molecular function: tumor necrosis factor receptor binding; ubiquitin-protein transferase activity; zinc ion binding.